AAAAUUCAUGGUGUACUUUUUCCUACUUUGUCUUGCAAAGGACAUAGUCGUCUUCGCCACUCGUCCUCCACUAAACUAAUUACUCCGCAAGCAAUUACAAACCGGGAGCCGGAUCCGGAGACUUAGCAAGGGCAGCUGACGUAGCGUGCGAGGGUCCUGAACCAGCUCAGAAAUGACGUUCCCCGCAUCGAGGCCCAGGCCCUGCCCUCUGCGAGGCCGGCCAGGAAGACCGCAUAGGCUACGGUCACCAUCAAACAGCAGGGGGAAGAGGAAGAACGAGACUGGCGGAUUCACAUCACAGCCAGAUCAAUCACAGUUUGCCACAACGAUGUGUGAGAUGCUGAAUGAAAAGUUUGCACUGGACUCCCUGUCGUCGAUACGAAGCGAUGUGGCAGAGAUCAAGAGUUUAUUACUUCUCCAGAAAAUUGAAGAUCCGACAGCUACACCGAUGCUUGAGCGAGAAAUCGGUGGUUUUUGCGACUCCUCAGUCUCGGAUCAGCCUGGUUGCGACAAGAAUGAUCCACCUCAUUACGAAGAAGUCGAUUCUGAUGACGUCCGGAGGCAAAGAGAUAUGGAUAUUGAUCCGAUGACGGAGAAGGCGAGGAAGAAUAGAAUACGGGAGAUGGUGAAGGCGAUGAGGAAGGAGAAGGAGAGGAAGAUGGAGAAGGAGAGGAAGAUGGAGAAGGAGAGGAAGAUGGAGAAGGAGAUGAAGACUCCUACACACACAUCUACUAUCUCCUUUGGGGAAUCGCACGAGGGCGCUGCUGCCGCACUGUCAACCGAUGUUACCUCGAUAACCGAUGAUUCAGCACUGAUCCAACUGUUGCAGAAGACUACUUCAAAAGGAUCUGGUGUCUGGGAGGAAGAGAGCAAGUCCUUUACUCGUGACGCGGAGAAGUCUUCUGGGAUGUUCAACGAGUCCAAAGCAGACGCGUCGAAUCAUGUACCACCAUCUGCCGACACCAAGGGGUACGCAAAUCUCCUGACUGCCAACCAUCCUAGUUUUCAAGGCAAUGUUCCCAAUUAUAGUGCUAAGGCUCCAGACUCCAUGCAGACACCUUCUCGCAUCAGCUGUGUCCGCGCGUUCAACGGUGAUAUCAAUGUUUGCGACGAUGACGAUGCCACUUCCCGCAGUGACUUAGCUGCCGAGGCGGACACGUAUCUGCUGCUUGACUGGGAUGCGUCCACCGACGCUGCGCACAAUGACACAAUCACUGCUGCCGAGGCAUCAAGUGCACAUGCUGGUGUCCCCAAGGCUACCGCUGCGACCCUGAGUGACAUGCUAGAUGAAUUUGAUCCUCUCUUCAGACGCGAUCAGGACGUUUUUGGAGCCGAUGGCAGGGGAGAUACGGAACUUCUUGUCAACACCGAACAUUAUCAGAGGGGUGCUGCUGCUGAUGAUGGUGAUGGUGAUGGCGAUGGAAUUCAUGCCGGCAGUACUGUUGGCAGAGGUACAGUCUCAGCCACCACGCCCAACACUGAUGCGGAUAUUGGAUUCGAACCUAGCAACGGCGCUGCCCAGGACGAAGAGGCCACUGCUGUCCGCGAUAACGACUUGGAUGCAUUAGUGCCCUCCGCAGUGUGUAGUAGUGCUGCUGCUGCUGAAGAUGAUGAUGCUGCUGCUGCUGCUGCUGUUGAUGAUGGUGCUGUUGAUGAUGAUGCUGCUGCUGCUGCUGCUGCUGCUGCUGAUGAUGAUGAUGAUGUUGCUGCUGCUGAUGUGGAUGAUGGUGCUGUUGAUGAUGAUGCUGCUGCUGCUGCUGCUGCUGCUGCUGUUGAUGAUGAUGAUGUGGAUGAUGCCCGUGGUGCUGAUCGUGCCGAUGCUUGCGAUCAACCAGGCAACCGUCAGUCCGAGGAUGUUGAUGCAGCUGCUGAGAAUUUCCAGUCUAACGUUACAAGUGCUGCACAUCAGCAUUAUGAGAAGAUGCUUGACAGCGGUGGGAGGAGGUUGUCUGUUAAAACCAUGUCCACUCCAGGCCAAGUCGGCUCACAGCAAAACUCAUCUAUCCCGUCCCCGGAUUGCGAACAAACAGUGACAUCAGCAGUUAGCAGCAGUGUGCGUCCGAAUGACAUCUCCAAUCGUUCCGCCACCCCUGGAGUGAAUCAAGUUCCCGCAGCAAAGCGGCGUGUGGCUGUCCGUAGUAUGAACAUUGUCCGGCAUGCAGCAGCAGUCAGACAUUAUUUCUCCCACAUUGUGUGCCAGAUUCGUCGACAACGCCGUCCACGCGUCAGCUUGAAGUUCAUCGUGGACAUGUGUGAGCGAGGGCAGUGGAGGCCACGUGGACAGGUGUUUCGGCGCAAUCCCCCCGCUACAGCCAACUGGAGUAUAGCCCAGCUACGAAGACGCCCCUGGUUCAAUACGCCGCAGAAGGCUGCACGCUACAAGGGUGCUCUACGAAAGCACACGCAGGCGCUGUCCAAGAGGUUUUCGCUGCUGCAUGCUUUGAUGUGCAUCCACAAGCUAGGACUUCUGACCAUGUGUGAUGUAAACUGUUUGGCAACGCAAGCUAUGUAUCAGCAGUGCGCGGAUGCAGCCAGGCUCGAGUUGCUGUUCAGGGUGGUUACUUUAAUGCAGGAGGCACAUCUGAUCGUGUUUGUGGAGAAGGUCUUGAUCACCUCACCACCCUGGGACAGGGACAUCAUCAUCACGCUCUGCGAAUGCGAAGGGCUGCUGUGCACGCUUACAGAUGUACUGCACACGGUGUCUGACUUGUUUCUGAUGUGCUAGAUUCCUCGGCUUGCCGCCUGUUCCCUGCCUCUAUACUUAGUUUUCUCGCUCUCUGUCUCUCGUUCUGUCUUUCUGUAUCUCUGUCUCACUCCCUCACUCACUCACUCACUCUCUCUCUAUCUCUCUCUCUCUCUCUCUCACUCUCACUCUCUUUCUCUCUCUCUCUCUCUCUCCCUCUCUCUCUCUUCUCUCUCUCUCUCUCUCUCUCUCUCUCUCUCUCUCUCUCUCUCUCUCUCUCUCUCUCUCUCUCUCUCUCUCUCUCUCUCUCUCUCUCUCCGGUAUUCAAUUUUCCUCUUACCGUGUCCCAAUCUCGCCAUGUUGUCCGCCGAAGGUCAACCUUGGUUGUGUGCCAUCCACAAGGCCGUCCGUAAGUCAUCCUCCCCAAGUCGUCCUCCCCAAGUCAUCCUCCCCUAGUCAUCCUCCCCUCUUCUGAAAAUCAAGUACAGUGAAACCUGUCUAAGACGCUCAUGAGACCUUCAAAACGUGGUCUCUGUUACCAGGUGGUCUCCUUAUCCAGGGUCAUUUGACUGGUAAUAGCAUCCCUCGGUCCUAGUUUCAGUGGUCUUUAAGGACAGGUGGUCUUCUAGGACAGGUGGUCUUCUAGGACAGGUGGUCUUCUAGGACAGGUGGUCACCUUGACAGGUUUUACUGUAUUUUAUCAUUCUAGUUUCCGUUUUUUUAAAUAUUUGUGAAUACUCUCGAUCUAUUCUCCUUCUUUUCUAAGGACUCCCAAACUCCAUCCCAUCCAUUAGUGUAGUCCGUUUCUCAGUCUUAGCAUUCACACUAGGUAAACUUUAUAAAAACGUAGUCUCUCGGCUGGAAAAGUCACUUCAGGUUUGCCGAUAUCGUUCUGGCAUGGUAGCAUGCUGCCGUGAGCUGCUUCUUUCAUUCUCCCACAUCAUCAACCGGAAGUAGUCACCGAUGAAUUCUGGAGAAUAACCUGUCUGUCAAAACGAA
Sycon ciliatum is the source of this 3682-nucleotide messenger RNA. RefSeq lists its product as uncharacterized. The record is from RefSeq and is a predicted model, not a curated record. Lineage: Eukaryota; Metazoa; Porifera; Calcarea; Leucosolenida; Sycettidae. The coding region runs from base 173 to 2725 and encodes 850 amino acids. The transcript is spliced from 14 exons.